AUGGCUUCUGAUGCCCCGGAAAAGGCCGUAGUGGUCGAUGAGAGUGCCGAUCACGCCGUUGGCAAGGAAGGCUCGCACCGAAGGCGAGUGAGCCUGGUUGCAAACGUCGAGGGCGAAAUCGAGAACCCCCUGAGGGACAUUUCUCGCGCCGAGCUUCUUGAAAAGGUCAACCGGUUCCACAAGGACAAAGAGCUGCCCGAGGACAUCCUCCCGCUCCUGAGGAAGGGCGCGCUCGUCGCGCAGAACCCUGCCGACUUUGAGGCCAUUGAAGACCUGGACGAGUCUGACAAGAUUGCUCUCCGCGAGGAGACCACCCACAGAUGGAAGCAGCCUUGGCCCUUGUACUACACCAUCAUCCUCAACUCGAUUGCGGCCGCCAUCCAGGGGUGGGAUCAGACUGGUUCCAACGGAGCCAAUUUGAGCUUUCCGCAGGCCUUGGGAAUUCCUGACAGCGCAGGUUCCUCGUGCGGUCCGGUAGCCAACGAAGGGGAAUGCGCCAAGAAUAGCUGGAUCGUUGGCUUCGUAAAUGCCAUGCCAUACAUUACAAUUUGUCUCUUUGCCGGUUGGAUCUCCGACCCCUUGAACGACUUGCUCGGCCGCCGUGGCGUCAUCUUCAUCGCCGCCAUCUUCUCCCUGCUCGCGCCUUUUGGUAUGGGCCUAUCGCAGACUUGGGGAGAGCUCGCAGUCUGCAGAAUGCUGCUCGGCAUCGGCAUGGGUCUGAAGGAGGUGACGGUGCCCGUGUUCUCCGCCGAGAACUCGCCCGCCAUCAUCCGCGGCGGUCUCGUCAUGUCGUGGCAGAUGUGGACGGCCUUUGGAAUCUUCCUCGGUACGUGCGCCAACUUGGCGGUUGGCAAAACCGGCGACAUCGCCUGGCGCCUGCAGUUUGCGUCGGCCUUUAUCCCGGCCGUUCCCCUCGUCAUUGGCGUCUUCUUCUGCCCCGAGAGUCCCCGGUGGUGUCUCAAGAAGAAGCGGUAUAACCAGGCGUGGAAGUCGCUCCUCCGGCUCCGAAACACGCCCAUGCAAGCCGCCAGAGACUUGUUCUACAUCAACUGCUUGCUGGAGCAGGAGGUUGAACUCGUCAAGGAGUCUGGUCUCAAGGUGACGAGCAACGUCUUUACCCGAUUCGUCGAGCUAUUCACCAUCCCGCGCAUCCGGCGCGCCACCUGGGCGUCUGGCAUCGUCAUGAUUGCGCAGCAAAUGUGCGGAAUAAACAUCAUUGCCUUUUACAGCAGCACCAUUUUCAAGCAAAGCGGCAUCGAUGACUACACUGCUCUCUGGGCGAGCUUCGGCUUCGGCCUCAUCAACUUCCUCUUUGCCUGGCCGGCCGUGUGGACAAUCGACACGUUUGGCCGCCGUGCGCUGUUGCUCUUUACGUUUCCCAACAUGUUUUGGGCACUUCUCGUCGCCGGUCUCUGUUACCUGAUCGACAAGGGCGUUGAAAACAGCACGGCACGAAUCGCCUCCGUCGCCACCUUUGUCUAUCUGUUUGCCGCGUUUUAUUCCCCCGGCGAGGGUCCUGUGCCCUUCAUGUACUCGGCAGAAGUGUUUCCCCUGUCCCAUCGCGAGGUCGGCAUGUCGUGGGCCGUGGCGACAAACAACUUUUGGGCUUCGGUGCUUUCGCUCACCUUCCCGCGCAUGCUGAGUGCCAUGACGCCCACGGGCGCAUUUGGGUUUUACGCGGGCCUGAACCUCGUGGCUCUUGUGUUCAUCUUCCUGUUCGUUCCCGAGACGAAGCAAAAGACUCUGGAGGAGCUCGAUUACGUCUUUGCCGUGCCUGACCGCACGCACGCCAAGUAUCAGCUCGGGACCGUGCUUCCUUGGUGGUUCAGGAGGUGGUUCCUCUGGCGCCGAAACGAGACAUGCCCGCCCCUGUACCACGAGGCCAAGCAGCGGACUACGGAAAAGGCCUGA
Molecule: messenger RNA, 1911 nt
Organism: Metarhizium brunneum ARSEF 3297
Lineage: Eukaryota; Fungi; Ascomycota; Sordariomycetes; Hypocreales; Clavicipitaceae
Product: Polyol transporter 5
Biological process (GO): transmembrane transport
Cellular component (GO): membrane
Molecular function (GO): transmembrane transporter activity
Source: RefSeq, a predicted model, not a curated record